AUCUACUAUUCUUAACCCGUCUUUGAAUGACCAAAGGAAAGGGAUAGCAUUAAAAGCCGUCAAAGAAUCAACGAUGGAUGAUUCAAGCGACGAUGAUGAAAUCAAGCUUGUCAUGAAGAAGUUUUGUAAACUUCUAAGGAAGAAAGAAAAGGUUGAGAAUGGCCCUGUGUGCUAUGGAUGUGGUGAAGCCGGGCACAUCAAGAACAAAUGCCCGAAAAGCGGAAGGAAUUCUCGGCACUUCAAAAGGCAAAGGGCAUAUAUCUCUUGGGGUGGCGACUCCGGCGACGAGUCAACCGAUCAAGACGAGGAUGAAACUGCCAACCUCUGUCUCAUGGCGCACGAAGACCAAACCGACGAUGUACAAGAGGAGAUCAACCCGGCGCUGAUCCAAGCCUUCUACUCCAACCUCCGGCGUGAGGACGACGUGCUCUACUCGCUUGUCAAGAGCACGCCGAUCGAGCUCACCGUGGAGCAGCUUGGGCGCAUCGCCGGCCUCCCCUUCCAAGGCGACGAUGUGUCUCACUAUGGUGGAGAGGAUUGGGUGCUCAACAACGAGGGCCUUAUCCUCAACGAGCUUGGCAUCACCGAGCUCAAACGCCAUGCCUCGGGCCGCCCAACCAUCCACUCCGCCAACCCCGACGGCCGCCUCGUUCUCUACAUCGUCACCCGAAUCAUCAAACCGAUGAAGCACGGCCACACCAUCAUGCACGGUGAAGACCUCAAGCUUAUCCAUGCGAUCAUGCAUUCGGCCCCAAUCAAUUGGGCAAAGUUUGUCAUGAUCAACAUGACGAUUGCCGCGUCCACCGAGCACGACCACCUCCUCCCGUACCCGUUUUUGGUGAUGGACAUCCUUGAACGGUUCAAAGUAACCACCACCGUUGGCCCGCUCACGAAGGCCACGAAGAUUUGGACAAUCAGCAACCAAACCUUCCUCAAGCGGUCGGACAACGCCACGGCUGCCACUGCCCAGGCACGCCAUACUGCCACUGCCGCUGGCCAAGCCGAACCCCAGGCCCGGGCCAACCUCGCCUCCAUCGCCGACUCCCUCAACCGGCUCCACCUCAAAGUUGACGGGAUGGGUGGCUACCUUGAACGGCUCGACGUGGCUGUUCAACGCCAAGGAUACGCGAUGAACUCGUACUUCCAAGGCAUCAACUACGUCCCCCCACCGUACCACGGCACGUUCUUUGGGCAAGUGUACGGUGACGAAGACGAAGCCGAUGACUCCUAUGCCCCGUCAAGCUCCCCGGAUGAAGACGAGUUCGACGACGCCAUCGAUGGGGAUGAGAUGGACGUCGACGAUGAUGAGGAGGAAACCGAAGACGAAGACUAGGACUCCCCUAGAAUUUCUAUCUCUUCUACUUUAAUUAUAUUUUUUUAUGCUUCUGUUGUACUCCGUCAUUUCCCUUUAUUAAAUAAAAUCAUUUCGUUUAUCUUUUCGUUAAUGUCAAAAGGGAGAAGAAAAGGGCUAUGCAUAU
Cuscuta campestris is the source of this 1478-nucleotide messenger RNA. The record is from the annotation of a GenBank genome assembly. Lineage: Eukaryota; Viridiplantae; Streptophyta; Magnoliopsida; Solanales; Convolvulaceae.